Messenger RNA from Salvelinus fontinalis (brook trout), 5503 nucleotides. RefSeq names its product rho family-interacting cell polarization regulator 1-like. NCBI's taxonomy places the organism in Eukaryota, Metazoa, Chordata, Actinopteri, Salmoniformes, Salmonidae. The transcript has 22 exons. Bases 571 to 4122 code for a protein of 1183 amino acids. The record is from RefSeq and is a predicted model, not a curated record.
AAUAUCCCACGUGUCCUUCCCUCCUUUCUUUCACCAGCACAUUGCUGCCAUACCCAGAACCUCUUAGUUGAGUAAGUGUAUCGGUCUGUGCUUGUGGUUACACCCACGGAUAAACUAUUGAGCACUCAACAGGAGUUGGUAGGCUACAAGGCGCAAAACUGUGGCGCCUUGUAUGAUAUUGUUGUUUGUUUUCGCCAUUUUUCCAAAAACCCCUGAAGUCACGGACCCAGGUCUGCUUAUGGACGACUUUUUCAUCCUCAUUGGUUUGUCCACACCCCUUCGGAGAUAAGGACGGGAGCAAGCCUUCAGCUUUGCUUGCAGGAGAGGGAGAAAGUGACAAUCGAGAAAUUGGAGGCCAAAUGACAAGGGAGCGUCACAGCAUCGCGUGAAGAAGUCUCUUUGAAUUUAUUUAUAUAAUUUGCCUAUUUCUGAUGAAGGAACUCGCGGAAUUAGUUUCCUUUUUAUUGAUUUGACAUUUUCAUUUGAAAUUCGGAUUCCACGAUUUGGAGUGACUGACAAGGCUACCUACCCUGGCGGCAGACAUGGAGUCCCUCCAGAGCUGUCUCCACCAUGUCCCUUUCCGUGCGCCCAUCGCGCCGAGUCAUCUCUAGAUCCGUCACUAGGAGCCAGUCCUUUGCCGGGGUCAACUCCUACGAUAAGCCCUACAGGAACCUGUCAGUGUUCAGCACCCCGAGGGUCACCAGGAAGCCCUCCAGAGCCAGUAGGAUGUUCACCCUCUCUGCCAAAUCCCCACCGCCCAAGGUGCCCCAGCCAGAGAGGCUGGAUGAGGUCUACGAGGCUCUGAAGAGAGGCCUGCAGUCUUACCUGCAGGUGCACCAGAUAGAGCUGGACAGCCUGAGCCGACAAAUGAGGGAAUCCAAGAGGAACUCUCGUCUGGGGUUUCUCUAUGAGCUGGAUAAGCAAGUGAAGGUGGUUGAGAGGUUUAUGCGACGGCUUGAGUUCCAUCUCAGCAAGAUUGACGAGCUGUAUGAGGCCUACUGUAUGCAGCACCGGCUGAGGGAUGGGGCCAAUAAGAUGGUGAAGGCCUACACAGUCUCCCAGGGCAGCCGCGAGGCCAGAGAGAGCCUGUCUGAGGCCAACAAAGGCUACAAAGAGUACACAGAGAACAUGUGCAUGCUGGAGAGCGAGCUGGAAAACCAGCUGGGGGAGUUCCAUGUUAAGAUGAAGGGUACAUUCAUGUCAGUGUAUCCAUCCUUUUCGUCUGUUGUGACUCCAGACCCCAGUGUAUCUUCGCUUCCUGUUGGUCUAUUCCAAUCAAACGGUUGCAUUGUAAGAGUGUUUGUUUGCUUGUAUGUGGUCAUGAAACGUUUUUUGUUUGUUGCAGGUCUAGCAGGGUUUGCACGGCUUUGUGCUGGGGACACGUAUGAGAUCUUUAUGAAAUAUGGGCGGCAGCGCUGGAAGCUGAGGGGAAGGAUGGAGAUCAAUGGCAAGCAGGUGUGGGACAGCGAGGACAUGGUCUUUCUGCCUCUCAUCACAGAGUUCCUAUCAAUAAAGGUGACAGAGCUGAAGAGCCUGGCCAAUCAUGUGGUGGUGGGGAAUGUGUCAUGUGAGACCAAAGACCUCUUUGCUGCUCUACCCCGGACGGUGGCCGUGGACAUCAAUGACCUGGGAACCAUCAAACUGAGCCUGGAGGUCACCUGGAACCCUUUCGACAAGGAUGACCAAGCCUCGGCCGCCAGCACUGUUAACAAACCCCCCACGGUGAACAAACGCUUCUCCACCUACAACCAGAGUCCUCCUGAUACCCCCUCCUUACGGGAACAGGCCUUCUAUACGGCUCCGAGGAGCCUGUCAAGGAGCAUGAUGUCCCCCAAACACCGCUGGUCCCUGCUGGAUGUGUUCCGUGACACUCUGGCUGAGAGACUGUCUCAGAGCUGCUCCUGCAGUGAUGUCUCCUCAGUCCACCUGGGCUCUGCUAACAUGCAGACUGACAACAUGCUGAGGAGGCAGGAGGAGAUGGAGAAUGGCACUGCCUGGUCUAACUCUUCAGAGUCGUCAGAUGACUCGUCCAGCCCCCAGCUGUCCCUGGGGCUGCGUCACGCCAACAAGAAUCUGGUCCAGCUAGAGGUUCAGGCCGCCGCGCCCUCCAUUGAGAUCUCCUUUGCUCCCAGAGACUCUGCCACCUCCACCCCUACCCGCUCAGCCAAACCAGAGGAUGUGCAGAAGGAGGAGCCAAACACUGGAGCAGCAGGGAAAGAGGAGGAUUCUGGGAAACAGGCUGUGCCUAACGGCCAAACACGUUAUUCACGCUCCCUCAGCCAUAUCAGUGAGAACAGUGCCGAUGGCGUACUGAUGGACAGGUCAACUUGCGAAUCAGUGGAGCCCUCUGAGGCCACCUCCCUGCAGUCUGGGAUCUCUAUAAACGAUAUUGAGAUGGAGAUGCCUGCCAGGGCGGAGUCAGCCUCUGUCCCAGCUGAGACUGUGGUGGUCGGGGAACCAUCUGAGCCACUCGCCCCAGCUACUGUCACCGGGGAGGAGAGCAGGCCGGAGAGCAGGUAUUCUGCAGGGUCUAUAGAGUCAGACACGGGGUUAGAGGUUGUUUCAGGGGCUGUUUCAGAGGUAGAUCCAGAACUCCAGAGCUCUGCACCCACUAGGACUGAUGCCGUGUCUCAGCAAGGUGCCUCUCUGGAUCUCAGGGCAGACUCACAAGCACAGACCCAGAGCACAGAGGAAAUAUCAUACACUGCCCACAGGGCGGUGGUGGUGGAGGCCGAGAAGCCUGUGCCUGUAGUAGUGGCCAGCCCCACAGAGGGUGAGAAUCAGCAGGCUGUGGACAGUGAAGUUGAGGAAGCCCUGAGUGCAGUCAUCACUUCUCUGGAUGACUACAGGGGACAGUUUCCUGAGUUACAGGUCCUGGAGCAGGAGCUCAGACUACUGGAGGAGACAUUAACGGGCCGUACAUGCAGUUGUUUGUCCAGUGUCCAGAGUCUGGCGGUGGAGACGGCUCUCGGCAGCUUUGACUUCCUCAAUACCUCAGACCUGGAGGAUGAAGAGGAGGAUGGGGAGAAAGGGAGUGUGACAGACAGGCCACCAGAGGAGAGUGCAGGGGAGGAUGAGUGCUGUGAGGAGAGAUGCUGGGAGUCCCACUCCUCUGGACCUGUGAGCACAGGCUGCCAGGCUCUAGAUCAUACACUACUGGUCCAUCUGAAAAACUGCAGUGCACAACUUCUGAGGCUGGGGACCUUUGGGCCUCUGCGCUGUGGGGAGAUGUAUGCUCUGGACCGCCUGCUCAGGGAGGCCCGCGUCCUCGAGCUCAUCAGACGUGUUGCCAAGGAGACCCCUGGAGCAGCCACUCAGCCAGAUGAGGUGGUUCCCCAGUUAGAACAGUGCCAAGGGGCAACAUUGCUAUGGCAGCAGUGUACAGAUGAUGGCAGUGUGUACAGCACCUCCACAGACGCUUUCCUCACAACACUGGCCACUGCUUACACCAACAGACUGCCCGAGAGAGGAGUUAGCCUGGCAGACACAGUGUUCUUGCGUCUGGUGGAGAGGAUUCUGGAGAGGAGGCUGCCCACGCGUGGGGGCGGGGUGGCCAGAGACAUGCUGACCCUCUUCCAGUUCUGGAGCUACCUAGAGGCCGAGGGAGUGAGCGAGUUGGACACACACAUCAUUGAAUUAGCGGAGGAGGUGUGGCUGGUUCAGAGCCUGCAAUCAGGGGACCAGGAGGUACUGGUGAAGGCCCUGAAGAGGCCUCCAGAGAGCAGUCUGAAGAGGGAGGGCCUGCAUGCUGUCAGCCUACUGCUCAGGGACCCGCGUGGGAAGGUGUCUGCCUCUGCCAGCUCCCUGCUCCGGAGCCUCGCCGACCAGCCACGCCAUCGAGAGAGGGCCCUAGUAAGCUGUCUGGAGCUUCUGGAGAAUGAGAGUGUGGAGACGCGAGUGUGUGGCUGUAAAGCACUUGCAUGUCUAAAGGCCAAAGAGAGCAUCGACCAGCUGGUCUAUCUCUGUCGAUCAGACAAGGAGGAUGUGAGGGACGCUGCCAAACAAGCGCUGCUGGUGCUUGGCGAGGAGGGGAAGUUGGCCCACAGACACGUUGAGAUAUCACUGCAGGAGGGAGUGCCACGCCUCUUCUCCCCUGGCAGCAUGGCCAGCACCGCCUUCUAAUGCCACUAGAACGGAAUACUGAUACCGUCAUGCACAUGUCAACACACUGUUACAGCCAUUAUGCCAUACACACAUUAAAAUAUACACUGUCAAACAGGGUGGAAUAUACACAGAUGCAAAGAGGAUGCUGACUUUUGCACAUUCACUAUCACUGGGAUGACAUCUACAGCUUGAGACGAAGUCAGUGAACUAAGCUCUCAUAUUACCAACCUGUGUGUAAAUAAGUGAUAACUACUCAUGAAAACUGUGGAAUUGUAGAAGCGAUGAAGAGUGGUAGAAGUAUUUUACUGCCUUACAGUAUGUUUUGGUCUGGUGGUGUUGCCUUCUGAGUCAUGUAAUUAUAGCUGGGAUGAUGAAUGGAUGGAAGGACACUGCAAUCAUUGUGUCAGAUCAUGGCAUGGAUAGAACAAAGUGGAAAAGUGACAUGAUUACUUUUCUGGGGAAAUGCACUUAUUAUUUGCUUAAUUUGUGAUGAAGCAGGUUGGCGUUGGUCUGUGUGGAGAAUGACUUUGAGUGUUUGGUAGGAGUACUGAAGUAAGUCAUGGGGAUGGAAGGGAUUGGGUUGUUCCUCAGGAAAUGAUGGUGGUGAAACAGUUCCAAAUUCUAGGACCACAGUCUGAUGAGGAGCUUGUUGCCAUGCCGGUCGGGAAAGGAAGUCUGAAGAAAAUUAUUACAGUGCCAUCAUUCCAUACUAUCAUUAUAUGCUUUGUGGAAAUAUAUAUUCCCACUGGAAGUGUAUAUGUUAUAUAAUUGUAGUGUAAUUCGGUUGGCAUUGUUGAGACAAUUGGAGUAAAAUCAUAUUUGGUUUGAGUGCUGAUGCCUCAAGUCACCAUGCACUUCCUGAGACUCAUGCCACUGGGGAUAUAACUGAAGAUUAUUUCUGCUGUAUUGGUGGUGGAGUUAUUUUCUUACUUUUUUUAUUGAAAACUUAAAACUGUGCUGGACUGGACUUUUGCCUUUGGAGCAGACAACUUCUCACUUAAAUAGACAACCACACUGCUAGGACUGGCCACCUGCUGGCCAUUAUAGUGUAGAAUCAGGGUGUGAUGAGAACCUGCAUUCACUGUAUAUUAUUUACUUAGCAGAUUCAUCAGUUUUAUUAUAUAGGACUUCAAAAUAACAAUAUACACUGAAGGAGCUUUUUAAGUUGUCUAAGUGCCUCAAGUUAGUGGUGAGAUGAGACUAAGAAUGAAGAAAUACAGUGCUAAUAGAAACACUGCAGCAAAGUAUAUUUUCCAUAUGACUCAAAUUGUGCAGCAUUAAAAUAAAUGAUUUUCUUUCCAUAAGUAUAGUCUGGCAGAUAUCUUGCCUGGCAAUAAAUGUAAACGAAUUAUUAAUAAAAAUGUGUUCAAAAAUAAAGUUUCCUUUUGCUGUAAGAGAA